AUAUUAUUGCAAAGUCAUAAUAAAGAACGUUAUGUUUAUAAAAAAUUAAAUGUAUUUUUCUUACGUCAUUUAUACGAUCUGUUGCUAGUACGUUAUGUAAAGGGAAAAUUUUGGUUCAAAUGAAAAACUAUAAAACUAUGAUUGUUUUAAUCAAAUAAAUAAUUAAUAUGUAGUAAUUAUUUUCUACAUACUAUAUUAUAUUAACAGAUCUAAUAUAACAUGGAUGUAAGAAUUUUAAGGGCAAUAUUGCAUAGCUGUGAAGAUGCAGAGAAGAGUAUUGAAAACACGGAAGAAUAUAAAGAUUUUCUAAAUACGGAUGUAUUUGUACCAAGAUCUGAUGUUGUAUUACGUGCCUUGUCCAAAUCCUUCUCAAAUCUUCUGUGUUACAAAGUCUCCAAGGAAGCUUACCAACGUUAUUCUGUUCGUCUUCACGUUAUUGAUACAUUACGUGAAUUAUGCCGCAUAACUGAGAGAUUUCAAUCCCUGCAUAUAUUUAAAGAUGGAGAAACUACAUCAAAAUUUGUGGAGAAUUUAAUGGACAAAUAUUUAGUGGAUGUUUUAAACGAAUGUGAGUCCAGUCAGACACUGACAUCUUUAACAAGUGCAUUGAUGUGUCUUGCAAAAUAUAAUACUCGUUUUAUAUAUUAUAUCGAAAAGAUAAUCGUUAAACUUUCUGUCCUGGACUCUACUAAUGAAAGUGAAAAGUUAUUAUGUUAUGCCAUACAUGAGAAUGCACAUUUUAAAUUUAAUUUAUCCACAAUAGAAAGAAUAUAUUUUUCACAAAGAUAUAAACUAAUAGAAGAAGUAUUAUUAGAUAAUUUUAUGUCGACUUGUCUUAAUAUAAAUACACAACAAGCCGAUAAGGAUGGCAUAGAGAUCACACAUACGAUAAAUGAAUUACUUGAAUUCACAGUCAUAUCUCCGUCCAUAUUUCAAUUAAUAUGUGCCUUUUUAAAAGAAUUGUUUGUACAUUUAGAAUAUGCACCUAUGGUUUUAACAUUUAUACAAGCCACGUUGAAGCGUAUUCACGCUCAUUGUGAAAAUAACGAUAAAGAUAUAAUAGAUCUUUAUCCAAAAUAUUUGCACUCGUGCAUUAUUUUAUUAAGAAUAGAACCACAUUAUCAUACAUCUAAUUCCAAAGCUUAUGUAUUAAAAAGAAUAACAGAACUCUAUGAAGAAAAUAGCGAUGAUAUUUUGAUUUUACUCUUACACUUUCCUGAAUGGCUUGCAUUUGUUUCAGAUAAUCUAAUCAAUUUAAUUAUAUAAACAAUUGACAGCACUAAUAUAUAUAUAUAU
Vespa mandarinia (Asian giant hornet) is the source of this 1296-nucleotide messenger RNA. RefSeq lists its product as uncharacterized. NCBI's taxonomy places the organism in Eukaryota, Metazoa, Arthropoda, Insecta, Hymenoptera, Vespidae. The record is from RefSeq and is a predicted model, not a curated record.